Cladocopium goreaui is the source of this 5958-nucleotide messenger RNA. The record is from the annotation of a GenBank genome assembly. NCBI's taxonomy places the organism in Eukaryota, Dinophyceae, Suessiales, Symbiodiniaceae.
AUGUUGCGCUCCUCACUCGCGACCGUCUGCUUUUCGUUUGCGCUCAUCAACAACACAGCCCACGCAGAGAACUGGCCUGAAUUCCGCGGCCCGUCGGGGCAGGGCACUUCGCAACUGAAAGACAUGCCCGUCUCGUGGAGCACCACCGAAAACGUCGCCUGGAAACAGGAACUUCCCGGCACCGGCUGGUCGUCACCCAUCCUCCACAACAACCGCAUCUAUCUCACCACGGCGGUCGUCGGCAGUGAUAGCGACGACGAAGGCGAAAACGAGCAACACACCUUGAAGGUGCUUUGCCUCGACUACGCCGACGGUUCCACCAUUUGGGAAACCGCCGUCUUCACGCCCGAUGCCGAAGCUUCGCCGAACAUCCACAAUAAAAACAGUCACGCCAGCCCGACCCCGCUGAUCGUCGACGACCGGCUCUACGCCCACUUCGGUCAUCAGGGCAUCGCCUGUCUCGACCUCGCCGGCAACAUCAUCUGGCGCAACAACGAAUUCGCCUACCCACCGGUGCAUGGCAACGGAGGCUCCCCGGUCGUCACCGACAAUGCCGUCAUCUUCACUUGCGAUGGGGCAGAAGACCCCUUCGUGAUCGCCCUGCGUCGCAGCGAUGGCUACGAACUGUGGCGCGCACCGCGUCCGGUCGAUGCCACUAAGAAGUUCUCCUUCUGCACCCCGCUGUUGAUUACCGUCGCUGGGCGCGAACAAGUCAUCUGUCCCGGCAGCGAUAUUGUCUCAGCACUCGAUGCCACCACCGGCGAGGAAAUCUGGCAUGUGAAGUACGAUGGCUAUUCGGUUGUACCCCGCCCGGUGUACCACGACGGGCUGCUAUUCAUCUGCACCGGUUUUGGUAAGCCCAACCUGUUGGCCAUCCGUCCCGAUGGUCAGGGCGAUGUAACCGACACCCAUGUGGCCUGGACCGUUUCCAAGGGUGCCCCCAACACGCCAUCGCCCGUCGUCGUGGGCGACGAACUCUUCAUGGUAUCCGAUCGCGGUGUGGCCAGCUGCGUCGAUGCACACUCGGGCGAGCCCAUCUGGCAAGAACGCCUCGGCGGCGGCUUCUCCGCUUCGCCGGUUGCUGCCGACGGCAAGGUCUACUUCCAAAACGAAGCGGGCGAGGGCACCGUGAUCGAAGCCAGCCGGGAAUUCAACGUGCUCUCGAAGAACGAUCUCGCAGAGCAAUCGCUGGCCUCCUAUGCGUUGGCCCCCGGGGCAAUCCUCAUCCGCACUGAGAAGCAUCUCUACCGUAUCGAGCUAAAUGGUCCUGCCGGCAGCCACUUGGUUGCCCCCAACACCCACCACCAGAUCGCAGUUGAUUUCGGCAUGCUCCGCACCAACAUCGCGAAUCGCUCGAACACCUUGAUCCUGGCCUGCGUUGCACUCUGUACAGUGGCACUGGGCACGAAAACAUUCGCCCAGUCCACGCCCGAGAUCGCCGCCGACCACCAAGACCCCACCGCGACCAUCAACCACUUCAUCACGUCGCAUUGGAACGAGGCCGACGUAACUCCCGCCGCCUCGGCAGACGAUGCCACCUUCGUUCGCAGGUUGUAUCUCGACCUGGCCGGCCGCAUCCCUACGGUGGAAGAACGCGACCGUUUUCUAGCCAGCCCCCAGCCCGACAAACGGGCUCAACUGGUUGACGACCUUCUGGCCAGCGAAGACUACGCCGUGCAUAUGGCCGAAAUCUUCGACACGCUCCUAAUGGGCCGCGGCUCGCCGAACGACUAUCGCCAGCGAAAAGCCAACGGUUGGGUCGACUAUCUCCAGCGGGUGUUCCGCGAGAAUCGCCCUUGGAACGACGUCGCUCGCGAAAUCCUGCUCGCCCGCCCCACCGGCGAAGUCGAUCAGGGCAGUGUCUGGUUUCUCUACGAACGCAACAAUCAGCAUCAGGCCAUCGCCGAGGCCAUCGGUCCGGCCUUCUUUGGCACCCGCAUCGAAUGCGCUCAGUGUCACGAUCAUCCGUUGUGCGCCGAGAUCGAACAAGAACACUACUGGGGUCUCGUGGCCUUCUACCGACGUGGCACCAACGUAAAGACCGACAACGGCCCCCGCAUCGCCGAGUCGGCCAUCGGCGGGUUCGAAGAGUACGCCAAUAUCUACGGCGAAAGUCACCCGAACGUGUUGAGUAUGCUCGACUCCGAACCCGUCGCCGAACCUCGCCCCGCACCAGACGAGAAGCAGGAAGACUCCGACGACCUGUAUCGCGCGGCCGCCGUCGAGGGCGAUCCCCGCGUCCCCAUCUUCUCCCGUCGCGAGAAGUUCGUCGAAGAAAUCCUCACCGACCAACCCCGAGUUCCCAGUGCUUUCGUAAACCGCAUCUGGGCGAUGCUCCUGGGGCGAGGCAUCAUUCAUCCCUUCGACGAGAUGGACUCGAUGCACGACGCCAGUCACCCCGAGCUACUCGACUGGCUCGCCGAAGACUUCACCACGAAUGGCUUUGACAUCAAGCGCCUCGUUCGUGCCAUCGCGCUCAGUGAAGCCUACGCGCUGGAAUCUCUACGGCCCGAGGGCAUCGACGACCCUGCUCACUUUGCCUGGGCAUUGCAGAAGCCACUCACAGCCGAGCAGUACGCACGCUCGCUGCAACUCGUGCUGCAUGGCCACAUGAACGAAUCGGCCGAUAUCAUCAAUCCGCUCCGCGAGCAGUUUGCCGAAGUGCUACCCGAGGAGACCAACACCCCCGUGAAGAACGCGUUGUUCCUUAGCAACACCCCGGCGUUCGAUCAGUUCAUCCGCACGAGCCACUCGGCCGAUCACCUCGUGCCCCGGCUGAUGGAAUUAGACACACACGAUGCCCGCGUCGACACGCUCUUCCAAACAUCGCUGGGCCGCGCCCCUUCCGAAGAAGAGCAGGCCGCCGCAGUCGCCUUCUUGCAGGGAAACCAAGCACCCAUGUCCGCCAAGCCCCACAAACCAUCGCGCAACGACUGCGGCAGCCCCGAGCAUACGCUGCACCGGCGAUUGUUCUUGCAGGGCACCAUGGCCGCCGGCACCGCAUCGGUCGCCAGCUUUAACGGCUUGUUCUCCAUUCCCGCUUUCGCCCAACAGGCCCAGCAAAACGCCAAACGCUGCAUCCUGUUGUGGCUCUGCGGGGCUCCCAGCCAGUUUGAAACGUGGGACCCCAAGCCCGGCACCUCAACCGGCGGGCCGUUCGGGGCAAUCGACACCACAAUCCCCGGCAUUCAAAUCAGCGAGCUGAUGCCCAAGUGCGCGACGAUCAUCGACAAGCUGGCCGUGAUCCGCUCAAUGAAGACUAAGCCGUCGGAGCACUUUCAGGCCAUCGACAUGCUCACUCGCGGCGAAGGUCCCCGUCCGCCGUUCACCCGCCCGUUGCUGGGAUCCGUAGUCGCCCAACAACUCGGCCAGCUCGAUUCGCCCGUGCCGCAGUUCGUUCUGCUCGACCCUUGCCCCGAAGGCAACGAGUUCAAGUCGUUCAAAGCCGGCAAUUGGGCGGGCUGGCUCGGCGCCGAGUACGGCCCGGUUCGCGCCGGCGGGGAAUACACCAUUCCCGAUCUCGUGCGACCAGAAGCGCUAACCGAAGUCGACCACGCUGAUCGCGAGGCCUUGCGUCGCUUCUUCAGUCGCAAGUUCGAAAACGACCAGCGCAGCCAAGCCGCCGCUUCAUACAAUGCCGCGUUCGAACGCGUGAACGGCCUCAUGAGUUCCGCGCCUCUGUUCGAUAUGAAUCAAUUGCCCGAGGCCGACCGCCAGCGUUACGGCCCCGGUGCCUUCGCCCAACACGCCCUGCAGGCCCGGCACCUCAUCGAGAACGGCAGCACGUUUGUCAUGGUGGCCAACGGUAUGCCCUGGGACAAUCACGUCUACAACCACGAGAUGCACCAGAUGCUGGUGCCUGAGUUGGACCAGGUGCUGUUCCAUUUGGUGAACGAUCUCGAAGAACGUGGCAUGCUCGAAGACACCCUCGUUAUCGCCAUGGGCGAGUUCGGCCGCACCCCUUGGCUCAACGGCGCGCGAGGCCGCGACCAUUACCCCAAUGCCUGGAGCAUGGCCAUGGCCGGUUGCGGUAUUCAACCCGGUGCGGUGCACGGCGCGACCGACGAGUUGGGCAACGAAGUGAUCGAGGGCGAGAUCGACAACCGCCGGCUGUUCGCCACCUUCUUCUCCGCCCUGGGAAUCGACCCGCACGAAGAAUACGACCUGCCCGGGCUGCCUACGUUCCAACGUGUCGAAGGCGAUGCCGAACCGCUCCAGGAGACGCUGUUCGCCUCGUGCAUGGACGGGGUGUAUCGCGUGAAUGUCGACUCGGGCGAAUACGAACUGCUCGACAAACACGAAAGCUACGCCAGUUCCGCAGCCCUGCUUCCCGAAAGCAACACGUUAAUCACCGCCGGGUACGACGGCGCUCUGCAGUGGUUCGAUCUAGAAAAGAACGAACGAAUCCGCCGCGUUCCCUUGCACGGGUUUUGGUCGUGGGAGAUGGCCCUCUCUCCCGACAAGCAACUCGUGGCAUCCGUCACAGGGCAGUACCUCGCCGGCGGCUAUCGCUACGAACCUCAGGCCGAACGCGAACCCUCAGUCCAGGUGCUCUCAGCCACCUCGGGCGAAAUCCUGCACAGCUUCCCGCACGUUCCUUCAGUGCAAGCCGUGGCGUUCAGUCCCGACAGUCGCUACGUCGCGGCCGGCAACCUCAUGGGCGAGGUUCGCGUGUGGGACCUGACGACCGGUGAGAUGGCGGCCAACUGGACUACGCCCGACUUCACGAGUUGGGGCAUCAUUAAAAGCCAUUGUUACCUCGGCGGAAUCUUCGCGCUGCGGUUCACGCCCGAUGGCUCUGCACUGCUGCUGGCCGGCAUGGGCCCCAUGCGCGACCCCAUGGCCGGCAACGGUCGCCAGCUAUGGGAAAAGUUCGCCUGGCAAGAAAGCCCUCCGCGGAAGAUCGACGAAACCCAUAAAGACGAGUCGGGCGAAGGCCUCAUGGAAGCCCUGGCCGUUCAUCCCGCAGGCGAUCGCUUCGUGAUGGGAGGUCGCCUCCGCGGCGGUUCCUGGAACGUCGCCCUGUUCAGCACCGAAGACGGUCGCCUGCUCGACUCGCUCAAGACCGAAUGCCGAGUCACGGGGGCCCACUUCACCGCCGACGGCCAGCGGCUCAUCCUCACCGGCACGCAAGGACAGGGCGUUACGCAUGGCUCCGAAGUUCGCGUGAAACUCCUGUCGUUCAACAUCCGCUACGGAACCGCCAACGACGGGAAAGAUGCCUGGCCGCUACGGCAUGAAUUGGUCUACGACGUGAUUCGCUCACAGCAGCCCGACUUCUGCGGACUGCAGGAAGCCUUGCGUUUCCAGAUCGAUGCCAUCCGCAAGAACCUGCCCGAGUAUGAAGAAUUCGGCGUCGGACGCGAUGACGGCAAGACCAAGGGCGAAUACUCGGCCAUUCUCUACCGCAAAGAUCGCUGGCAGUUAGACACCGGAGAAACGCUCUGGUACUCCGACACCCCGACCGAGCCCGCCUCGGCCGAUUGGGGUAAUAGCAUCCCUCGCAUCGUCACCUGGGCCCGCUUCACCGAGAAAGACUCAGGCGCUGAAAUCUACGUCUUCAACACCCAUUUCGAUCACAUCUCGCAGCCUUCACGCCUGAAGAGCGCCGAGUUUCUCUCGAAUCUCAUCGCGGUAAAAGCCGGCACCGCGCCGGUGGUGGUGAUGGGCGACUUCAACGCCGGCGAAGACAACCCGGCCAUUGUUCGACUCAAGAACGAGGACGCCCCCUCAGGGCCGAAGCUGCUCGAUAGCUUCCGUGUCGUUCAUCCCGAUGCCGAAGAGUUCGGCACCUUCAACGGCUUCCGCGGCCGCACGGAUGGAGCCAAAAUCGACUUCGUCUUCGUCGACCCACCCACAACCGUCGAAGCGGCCGAAAUCAUCCGCACCAACGAAGACGGCCGCUACCCGUCGGAUCACUUCCCCGUCUCGGCCGAAGUAGUUCUGCCUUCGAAGUGA